CUAGUACUCAUUGCCUCAGGACCAGAAGGGGGAAAUUGUUUCUCCUCUCUGAGUGAGAAAACAGUGGUUGGGUGACUGAAUAAACAACAAGAACGAGUAGGUUAGCUUGCUAUCAUAUCAUUGUAUGGUUUGUCAUUGUAGGCUUCUGAUACAAAAAUAAACCAAUGCAAGAGUUAAUGAGAAUGAUCGGAAGCAUAAGCUUUGAGGUAUAGCAAUGGUCUCCGGUCUGCCUUUAUGAAGGAACAAAGGGGAGAAUUUUCCACUUUAGUCGAUUGGGAGGCCACAAAUUUUAAGCUUCCAGAACCAGUCGUAGCAGGUUCACCUCCGUUUGUGUUCUUUUCCCUCAGAUCUCUGAAGGCAGGAAACUUGGAUUAGAAUACAGAAUCCAGGAGGAAAAAAGGGAGGGUGGAAAGAUUGGAACUUCUGGAUUCAUAGAUCUACCACUUUCUGACUGCUUUAUACUAGUAAAGUUCUCCGAGGGGGGAAGGAAAGCCAAGGGAGAAGGAAAGGUUGCAUCUUUGCCUCCGCCUCUUUGUUUGCGUCAUCUCCUCGCUCACACUUCUCCUGUCGUUGUCCCUUUCUCGGCAGCCUCUUGGUUAGUUUUUGCUCUCAAAAAUCGUGGUCAAGUUCAUAUUUUGUGGUCGGGGGGCCAAGGGUUUCGGCAGCGGAGCUCCGGAUGAUGACAAGAUAUUGCGCGGAUGUGCUUCCGCAGAAGGAGACGGGCCCGCAAUCGUACUCCUCUAAUUGGUUCGUCGGGCGGGAGAGCAACGGCGGCCGCCGCAGCGCGUGUUGGACGCCGGACGAAAACAAGCGGUUCGAGGAUGCCCUAGCGGAGGUCGAUGCCGACAGCCCCGACCGGUGGGAGAAGGUGGCGUCUUUAAUCCCGGGGAAGACUGUGGCAGAUGUGAUGAACCAUUACGGUGAAUUGGUCGACGACGUGAGCGAUAUCGAGGCCGGGCGGAUCCCGUGCCCCGAGUACUACGGCGCUUCAUCUUUUACCCUCGACUGGGAGAGCAGUUACGAUUCUGAAGAAUGGAAUAACUCGUUCUGCAACUCCGGCAAGCGAUCGUGUAUCAGGGGAUCAGAUCAUGAGAGGAAAAAAGGAGUCCCUUGGACUGAAGAUGAGCACAAGUUGUUUUUGCUCGGCCUUAAGAAGUAUGGCAAAGGAGAUUGGAGAAACAUAUCCCGAAAUUUUGUGAUAACCAGGACUCCUACUCAAGUAGCAAGCCAUGCACAAAAGUACUUCAUCAGGCUCAACACGGGCAGCAAAGACAAGAGAAGAUCCAGCAUACAUGACAUUACUACUGUCGAUUUGCCCAAUAACAAUAGGCCUCCUUCGCCAUCAACUCAACCAUCUACUAUUACCUCACAGUCAAGCUUGGGCAUGGCACCCACAUUGCCGUGCCAGCUCUCUGUUAUCGUCGAUGCAGAUCAGCUCGGCGAAGUAGCAAAUGGCUUCAAUCCAUCAUUGCGUGAGAAUCAGUUUGUGCAAAAUCAGUUAGGAAUAAAUCCAUCUUAUAUGAAACUACGAUCUCAAAAUCCACAGCUCAUGGAUGAGAUACUGUCGAGCAUGGCAUCCAGAGAGACGUUUCCCGUUGGAUUUUCGAUGCAGUGAGUGGAUUUUUCAAAACCACAUGAAUGCUUGAGAUCAAUAUGAUGCAAAGAUGGGUGAGAAAAUGCAUCUAAGCUUUCCAAUUGCUGCAUCCAGUGUCAGUUCUACUAGCAAGUUUUGUUGCAUUUCGAAUUAUAUAUCUCGCGGUAUUGAUUGAUAGAAUUGUAUAUGCUUAAAGCUUUGUUAGUAUUUUUAUGAUAAUGAAGUGGAUGGAAAAUAUAACUAUU
Messenger RNA from Zingiber officinale, 1839 nucleotides. RefSeq names its product transcription factor DIVARICATA-like. The transcript is spliced from 3 exons. The record is from RefSeq and is a predicted model, not a curated record. Gene Ontology annotation, molecular function: DNA binding. Lineage: Eukaryota; Viridiplantae; Streptophyta; Magnoliopsida; Zingiberales; Zingiberaceae. Bases 677 to 1615 code for a protein of 312 amino acids.